Plasmodium fragile is the source of this 1872-nucleotide messenger RNA. RefSeq lists its product as uncharacterized. Lineage: Eukaryota; Apicomplexa; Aconoidasida; Haemosporida; Plasmodiidae. The record is from RefSeq and is a predicted model, not a curated record. The transcript has 6 exons. Bases 1 to 1872 code for a protein of 623 amino acids.
AUGAGUGUAACAGAAUUCGUCAAGAUAUUGGCGCAGUAUGUGUUGGAUAGGCAACUAAGGGCGGAUACGCAUGACAAGGAUACUGGGACGGGCAGUUUUAGCGCUACAGUAUGGAGUGACAUAGAACGCAUAUUCCAGGAGUUAGGUACGAACCUGAUGCAACCAGACGCCUUCAAUAAAGGAAUAUGCGACAGUAUUUACAGUGCGCAAGGCGGCAAACUGACGCCACAGAAAAUGAUAUGUAGGCAAAUUGUGAACAUUUUUCUUUUUAUGGACGGGAUACAUCGUAAUGGGGACGAAUGGAGCAGAGCAAAGGACAACGAACAAAAGUGGAAAUUUCAGAAGUAUAUAAGGUGUAUAAUGGGUAAUGUGGCCUUAGUAGAAUUAUUUUGGACAAAUUGCCAACAUAGGGAAAUAGUAGAAGCAGUUUCCACGCACAUGAAUACGUGGAGGGAAGGAACUAAAUAUACAGAUAAUAGUGCAUGGUGCAAGAACUUGGAUUAUGGGACCUUAAAACUAGGGACGAAGUUCGUGGCAGCAACUAUGGCAGGGUGGAUAAGAAAUUGGGCACGAAAACGGCCACAGGGAAAAAUAGUAGGGACCGGGGCAAAAACGGAAUGUAACACGGGAAGUGAGACCGACUUGGGGGCAGGAGCAAAAGGACAAUGGGAGCCAAUUGGGAGAAUGUUCGCAGAAGGGGAUGCCAAGGUGGUACACAAAUUAAUUGAAACAGGGAAGAGCAUGACAGAACAACAAAGGAAAAAAAUAAUAGAAAUCAUUAAGCACAGUAAGGAUCCGAAGAACAUUAUGGAGGACAUAUUAGACACCGUGAGCAAAUGCACUGCUCCGGGCAACGCAUGCGUACAAAGCGCAUUAGAGAGCGUCCACACAUCCGUCACACCAGUCCCGCCCAACCCAGCAGAUCAUGACCCAUCUGCAAUAUCAGCAUCGGCAGCGGAGGACUCGGUAGGGACACCACCAGGAUCCACAACAUCGGCACGAGGAUCGGGACCGCAAGCACCUGCAUCUCCAGUAUUACCAGCAAGACCACCACCACCUCCGCCUCCACCAGGCGGUGCGGCGUCAGGAUCAAAGGGAGAAAAAGGAGCAACAGGUAAGAGCACAGACACCAAGUGCAAUAGUAAAGUACACACUCAGGAGGAUAAGGGGUCCGUCGACGGUUCAUCCAUUACAAUCACCUUCAGCACCCCGGAUACCUCUCCCGGCUGUACAGGAACUCAAGCAGUGGACAACAACGAGACCACAGAUCAAAACCAAACAGCAGCACAAGUCCCAGCAACCACAACACCAGCAUCUAGUGGAUCAGGAGGUAAAGAUGGUGAAGCGGGUACUAGUCCAGCCCCUGGUGAAUCCGAUGAUAAGGUCGCUGAUGGCGCCAAUGAUGACCCCCCUCCGCUCAAUCCACCCAAACCAAAACCAACAACGCCAUCCCAGCAUCCCAAUCAGGCGGGCGCAACCAGCAGCGGCGCCGCCGGCAGUCCGACUGCUGCUGGUACUUCCCCGGAUGGUGGCUCUGGUGGUGCAGUUGGUGGUGGUACGGGUGGUAGUAGUGAUGGUGGUGGACGCGGUGGAGCAGGUGGUAGCGGCACUGCCCUUACCCCUGCCACCCCUUCCGUUCCGCCUGGCCUCACAUGGGCAGACAUCAAGCCGUACACCCCCGCGAUCAUUCCCGCGGUGGUUGGUAUUGGCAUCAUUGCCUUUUUCCUAUGGAAGGAUGAAUUAUGGGACAGUCAUGAAGGUAAGAAUUUUAUUUCAAAGCUAAGGGUAAAAUGGGCAAUGAAACAUGGACUAGCGCAAGACAGGAACACGACGCAGCUUGAUGUAAGUGUAGAUAUAGGCGGGGGAAUAUAG